CAUGGCCUUACACCUAUUGAGUGAAAUUAAUGAUUUAUCGACAGAAUUCCCUCUUUUCCAAUUUCAACGUGUUUUGCUGCACAGUGUGCUUGUCAGUUUCCAUAAUACAGCAAAACAUUACCUGGUUUAAUUGAGGAAUAUAUUGAGGUUGUGUUGGAUCUACAUUACAUUCAGCAAAAUCUGAACCAAACUCUCUUAUACUUCACACAGGUUCUAGCAAAGAAAACAAUGGCAGAAGUUCAGCAAAACAAUCUCUCAAGGGUUCCAAACACAAAGCCUCCGUUCACUGUUGGCCAACUCAAGAAAGCCAUUCCCCCACAUUGCUUUGAGCGUUCCCUCCUCUCUUCAUUCUACUAUGUUGUUUUUGACCUUUCACUGGCCUUCAUUCUCUACACUGCCACCACCUUCUUCCACCUUCUUCCUCAGCCUCUUUCCCUCAUUGCUUGGCCAAUCUAUUGGGUUCUCCAAGGUUGCAUUCUCACUGGGGUGUGGGUGAUUGCUCAUGAGUGUAGUCACCAUGCCUUCAGCAAGUACCAAUGGGUCGAUGAUUUAGUCGGUCUCAUCCUUCACUCAGCACUUCUAGUAGAAGUCCCUUAUUUCUCAUGGAAAAUAAGCCAUCGCCGUCACCACUCCAACACAGGUUCCCUUCACCGUGAGGAAGUGUUUGUCCCAAAAUCCAUUGUUUCAUGGUACCACAAGUGCUUCAACAAUCGAAUAGGAAGGGCGGUUUCUCUUCUCAUUACGCUCACACUGGGAUGGCCUUUGUCUUUAGCCUUCAAUGUUUCUGGUAGACGCUAUGAUCGUUUUGCAAGCCAUUACCACCCUUAUGCUCCCAUAUAUUCAGACAGUGAAAGGCUUCUGAUCUACGUUUCUGAUGUUUCUUUGUUUUGUGUCGCAUUCUUUCUCCACCGCAUUGCAACUGUGAGAGGGCUGGUUUGGCUGGUCUGUGUUUAUGGGGUGCCAUUGCUCAUUGUAAAUGGCUUUCUUGUGACCAUCACAUAUUUGCAGCACACACACUCUUCCUUGUCUCACUAUGAUUCAUCGGAAUGGGAGUGGCUGAAGGGUGCUUUGGCCACUAUGGACAGAGAUUAUGGGAUUCUGAACAAGGCGUUUCAUCAUAUAACUGAUACGCAUGUCACUCACCAUCUCUUCUCUACAAUGCCUCAUUACCAUGCAAUGGAGGCAACCAAUGCAAUCAAAGCUAUAUUGGGUGAGUACUAUCAAAUUGAUAACACCCCAUUUUACAAAGCUCUGUGGAGAGAAGCAAAAGAGUGUCUUUAUGUGGAACCAGACGAAGGAACUUCCCAGAAGGGCGUGUAUUGGUACAGGAACAAGUUUUCAUGAAGCAAACAAUGAUGAG
Molecule: messenger RNA, 1360 nt
Organism: Vigna angularis (adzuki bean)
Lineage: Eukaryota; Viridiplantae; Streptophyta; Magnoliopsida; Fabales; Fabaceae
Product: omega-6 fatty acid desaturase, endoplasmic reticulum isozyme 1
Exons: 2
Coding region: 229-1344 (371 amino acids)
Biological process (GO): lipid metabolic process
Molecular function (GO): oxidoreductase activity
Source: RefSeq, a predicted model, not a curated record